GGGAUUUUUCCGCAGCUCUCGGAUAUGCUGACACUUGCUCACUCUUCCUAAUACUAGAGCUACCCCUUCCCUCUAAGGAUCCGUGUCUCAUAUAUUCCCUAAAAGGAUUCGUUCCGAACCUACUAUCUUCCUGACUUAUAAGUCGCCAUAGCCUUUAAUCCUCAUAGUUGGUUGUCACUCAAGCUGCCCGAUUAUCUCUUCGUCCACCUUCGUCUACCUCGAUGUCAUGAUCCUCCCUACUUCCUACGUAUUUGACGCCAUCGUUGAUUGGACGUUUAAAUAAUUUUACCUGAUAUUAUUACUUUUACGUUUUGUUGAUAUUGCAUUAUUAUAUUAAAUUGAUUACUACUAUUAGUUCCAUUUCGUUGCAACACCUAUAUACUCGUCUUUACUGCAUCAACAACCAAUUACAAAUUAAACAUCUAAACCUAAAUUGAAUCCUUAGAAUACUUUCUGCAUUUCCGGAGUCGUAGUUCGAACCCCGUCCCGUUAAUUAACCUAAUACUAGGCCACAACUACACCAUUAGAAUUAAAGGCAUCGGCACUGACUCAUGAUUAAGGAGCCCUUAUAAACUAAAUAAUAAAUUGUAAGUCAGGCCAUGAUUGAGACCGAGAUUCAAUGGCAUAUUCCUUGCAGCCGGGCCUGAGUACACAACAUCUGUACUCAGCCGUUCUACCGCACCGUACAGCCCCAUAUAGACAAUUAAGAAAGCGAACAUCUCUAUAAUUAAUAUUAAUCUUAAGUAACCAGGCACAGUAAACUCCACACCCUAACAUAACUGUACAUAAAGGCAUAAUUAAAAUAAACCCGGUCAUAACAAUUCCACUUUCAUUUGUCUUUCCAUUUCAUUAUUUUCCCUUCUUAUCUCAGUUGGUAAAACGUCUGCUGACUUUUAGAUUUUAAAAGUUUUGAUGAAAUUAGAGUUUUAAUAAAACUUAGAGCUAAACUAUUCAAUUAAAGUUUAACACACUAUCAAACUCAAAGGUGAUGAGAGAAGUUUUAGCUUUGCUUGUGGUGCUCGGUAUAUGGACCACGAUAAAUGGUCACGCGUCUGAUCAUCCAUACGCUACAAAACUGACGGGACCACUGACUACAUUCACAGAUGUUGGUGGUUGGUGGAGAAUUGGGGAUCACAGACUACAGUGUGGAACGGAGAACGAUAUCCCCGUACCUGGAGACUACUUAAACGAAGGGAGCAAAAGGAUCGCAGUAUUUCGACCCAGUAAUGGAUACUGGUAUAUAAAGGGUAAAGGGGAAAAGGACUGGGGUGCUUCAGCUGGAAACGUGGCACUCCAGUGUGGUAUGAAUGGUGAUGUCCCGGUACCUGGAGAUUACAACGGAGACGGCAUCGUGGACAUCGCUGUUUGGCGCCCUUCCGUUGGGUAUUGGUACAUCAAAGGAAAGGGAACUUCGCACUGGGCAGCAAGUUCGGGAAAUAUAGGAGUGCAGUGUGGACAGAGAGGAGAUGUCCCAGUUCCCAUGGACUACUUUAACGAGGGGAAACUAAGACUGGCUGUCUGGAGACCGAGCAAUGGAGUCUGGUAUAUCAAGGGAGACAACAGAAUACUACACUGGAAUCAAAGCAACGGGAAUAUCGCCCUACAAUGCGGGAUGAGUGGUGAUAUACCAGUUCCUGGAGACUACUUUGGGGACGGGAUAGUUCGUCUUGCUGUUUGGAGACCAAGUAACGGAGUUUGGUACAUCAAGGGGUCCAUCCAAGCUUCCUGGGCAUUGAGCGGUGGUAAUGUAGCCGUACAGUGCGGUAUGCAGGGUGAUAUUCCGGUCCCGUACGAUUACUUUAAUGAGGGAAAGCUGAGGAUCGCUGUGUAUCGCCCAAGUAACGGUGCCUGGUAUAUCAAGGGUGAUGGGGUGCAGAAUUGGGGAAGCUCGGCAGGAAACGUAGUCUUCUACAAAGGAAAUGUGGAUUCACAUUCUAAGAUCCCAGUCCAUCUUGUUUAAACAAAUGUGACUUGUGAAUGAACAUUGAGCAUGGUUGCACUCGAAAUUUGUAUUCCAAUAAUUACAAUUGUAAUACUAUGUAUGGUACUUAUAAUUGCGAGUAUUGAAAUACAAAAUUCGAUUUACGUUUUUAAUUGUGGCAAGAUAAAAAUCAUAUAAUUCGUGAUGAUUGAGAAAAGUAGGUAUUGCAAUCUUUAAUAUAAUAGUAAAUAUUAAUUUAUCUUCAUGACUUUUUUGCUGAAAAAAAUGAAUUUUUUUUAUUGUUUAUUCUUGUUCUUGUUCUUUUUUUGAGAAGAAAGAUAAUCUUCAAACAAUUUACUCAAACAAUUUCAUCAAUAGUCAUUGUCC
Molecule: messenger RNA, 2308 nt
Organism: Bolinopsis microptera
Lineage: Eukaryota; Metazoa; Ctenophora; Tentaculata; Lobata; Bolinopsidae
Exons: 4
Coding region: 989-1960 (323 amino acids)
Source: RefSeq, a predicted model, not a curated record